AUGAGUGCACAGCUAAAAAGAGGGGAAAUAGUGGGGAAGGAAAACAUCACAGGACUCGUUAUAGGUAAAUGGAAGGACAAAAGGGAUGUUCCGUUCUUGAGUACUAAGCACACGCUGGAUAUAAAGGCUACUGGGAAGAAAAACAGAAAGAGCGAGGAGAUAAAGAAACCUUCUGCAAUAUUAGAAUACAAUGCUGGUAUAGAUGUUUGUGAUCAAAUGGCUAGCUACUUUUUCCCACUCCGAAAAAUAAUUAGAUGGUAUCAUAAGCUACUGUUCGAAAUUCUCCUGAAUAAGGCUGUCAUCAAUUCUCUUAUUAUUCACAAGCACUUCAAAAGACAAAAUAUACAAUUCGGUGCUUUUAGAGAAAUGUUGAUUGAGAGCCUUACUCAAGUCCCAAGUGUCCCAGUAAAUGAAGAUAAACAUAGUACACAAGAAAGAACAGCAGACGGGAGAAAGAAAAGGAAGAGUUGCAUUUCAUGUUAUGAGAAAAAGGCCAGAGAAGGAGGUCGGGUUGUAGGAAUGAAACAAGCUAAAUUGAUCUCUACCAAGUGCGGGCAAUGCAAUAUUUAUUUGUUUUACUUGUUUUACUGA
Acanthoscelides obtectus is the source of this 591-nucleotide messenger RNA. The record is from the annotation of a GenBank genome assembly. Lineage: Eukaryota; Metazoa; Arthropoda; Insecta; Coleoptera; Chrysomelidae.